UCUCCUGGCAGCGGCUGUAACUAAGCGCGGGGUCAGCCAAUGAGAGGCUGGGGGCGGAGCCAAGAGGGAGCGGGUUCCAGAGGAAAAAAACACGAGGAGGCGGAGCGGCUCCAUAAACAGGAGCAUCUCCCCGGGACCGGCUUCAUAAACAGGAGCGUCUCCUCAGGACCGGCUCCAUAAACAGGAGCAUCUCCCCGGGACCGGCUUCAUAAACCGAGCAUCUCCCCGGGACCGGCUCCAUAAACAGGAGCAUCUCCCCGGGACCGGCUCCAUAAACCGGAGCAUCUCCUCAGGACCGGCUCCAUAAACAGGAGCAUCUCCCCGGGACCGGCUUCAUAAACCGAGCAUCUCCCCGGGAUCGGCUUCAUAAACAGGACCAUCUCCCCCGGACCGGCUUCAUAAACCAGAGCAUCUCCUCAGGACCGGUUCCAUAAACCGGAGCAUCUCCCCGGGACCGGCUUCAUAAACCGGAGCAUCUCCCCGGGACCGGCUUCAUAAACAGGAGCAUCUCCCCGGGACCGGCUCCAUAAACCGGAGCAUCUCCUCAGGACCGGCUUCAUAAACCGGAGCAUCUCCUCAGGACCGGCUCCAUAAACAGGAGCAUCCCCCCGGGACCGGCUUCAUAAACGGGAGCAUCUAUCUCCCCUGCAGCAGGACACAACACCAACCCGGGAGACCGGGACCGGGAAGAGCAGCUUCAGAGAUCCGGAGCAUCUGUCGCCGUCCACACACCCAGUGGUUCCGAAUCGCCUCGCAGUGGAAGAGAAGCGACCGGCACCAGGAAACUUUCUGGUACUGCAGCCCCCUCCUCCGGUAACAGUUGUUAAGGAGUGAAUGAUCGACCAGUGACUGGAUUCUCCAUAAUACCUGGAACCAGGUGAAGCACAAUGAUGAUGAUGAUGUCAUAUCUACUGUAUAAAGUUGGGUGGUUCCUAAUCCUAAACCUCUCUGCAUUAUUUGCAGCUUGUCCUGACCAGGAUCCAGAUCUCCAUCUCUGGAAUCCUGGCCACAAUAAGGAACAUCAAGUGAACAUUGGACAUAAUCGGAAACUGCUGCUGUCUUCUUCUGCUACAGUCCAUUCCAUUCGCAUCUUUGAUGGAGGAAAACUGGUCAUUUCCAACAACAAUGAGGAAACUAUCGUUCUUCGCACAAGGAAUAUUCUUAUUGAAGAUGGUGGGGAACUGCACAUCGGCAGUGAAGACUGCCCAUUUCAGAAAGACGUCACCAUCAUUUUAUAUGGAAGAUCGGAUGAAGAAACAGAAGGACUUCACAGCUACUUUGGGUUGAAGUACAUUGGUGUCAGUCAAGGAGGGACACUUGAACUUCAUGGUGCCCACAAAUUGUCCUGGACGUUUUUAAAUAGCACCCUCCAUCCUGGUGGGAUGAGUGAGGGUGGCUACUACUUUGAAAGAAGCUGGGGUCAUCGAGGAAUCAUAGUGCACGUCAUUAACCGGAUUGGAGAGGUCAUCCAUUCAGACAGAUUUGAUACCUACAAAAGCAAAGAUGAAAGUAAACGGCUUGCUGAGUACCUGGACAGAGUCAAGGACGGCAUGAUCAUUUCAGUAGCUGUAAAUGAUGAGGGAUCAGCCAACCUGGAUAACUUUGCCAAAAAUGCGCUGUCAAAGCUGGGGAGCAAGUAUUUCAGACACCUCGGAUUCAGGCAUCCUUGGAGCUUCAUCACAGUUAAAGGAUCGCCUGAGUCUUCUUCUGAAGAUCACGUUAUUUAUCAAGGAGCCAGAGGAUCUGCUGCUGCAAAAGUGUUUAAACUAUUCCACUCCCCUCACGGCAAUCACUUCACUGUUGGUUCAACAAGUGAGUGGGUACAAGAUGUGGAGUGGACCAAAUGGUUUAACCGGGAUGAUGAGCGAGGAUCGGGAGACUGGGAGAAACUGUCUGACUUGAGAGUUGCAUUUCCUGGGAAAAUCUGUGAGAGUCCAAUCGAUAUUCAGGUUGUUACUGUUAAUGGAAUCCCAGCCAGUCGGACAGGACAAGUGUUUCAUAUGCAUGAUCAAGAUUAUGGGUUUGUGUGUCGGAAUAAGGAUCAAGCUAAUGGAACCUGCCAGAACUAUAAAGUGCGCUUUCUUUGUGGUAAACCAGUGCGACCCAAGGUGACCGUUACCAUAGAUACGCAUGUUAACAGCACAAUUCUGCAGCUAGUGGAUGACGCCAGAACUUGGAAGCCUGGUGAUGUCAUUUUUGUCGCCAGCACAGAUUAUUCUAUGCAUCAGGCAGAGGAAUUCCAACUCCUGCACUGUCCAGAAUGCAAACCUAACCAGGUCAAAAUCCAAGGAAAAGCGAAGUACUUGCACACAGGAAAGGAAAUAGAUGGUGUCGACAUGAGAGCUGAAGUUGGAUUAUUGUCCAGAAAUAUAGUAAUUAUGGGAGAAAUGGAGGAUCAUUGCUACGGUGAUAAUGCUUGCAGGUUUUUCGAAUUUGACACAGUUGGAGGGCACAUUAAGAUGGGUGUGGGUUUCAAAGCAGCUCACAUUGCAGGGGUUGAGCUCAAACAUAUGGGCCAGCAGUCUAUGGGCCAUUAUCCCAUUCAUUUUCACAUGACUGGAGACCUCGAUGAAAAAGGUGGCUAUCACCCUCCGACCUACGUGAAAGGUGUCUCCAUUCAUGAAUCUUUCUCUCGCUGUGUGACCAUUCAUGGAUCCAAUGGACUUCUGGUUUGUGAUGACACUAACAAUGGUGACCUAGUGGACAGUGAAGAAGAUUAUCUCAGGGAUGUUCAAGGAGUUGAUGGAAGACAAUCGCACUCGGCUGGAGCCUAUUUUUUUGUCAUGCUACAAAAGCAUGAGAAGGAGUUGGAAGGGCUUGGGAAGCGGAUUGAAGAGGUCGAGCAGCGGAUCAUGGCAUCGGAGACUAAGCUUGAAUUGGACACAUUUGUCCACCUCCAGAGUAAAUCUUUGCUGUUUUAUUACAGUGCAGUCUCUACAUUUUGGAUUGCAAAUCCCAACAAUAAUCUCAUCAACUGCUCGGCUGCAGGCUCUGAGGAAACUGGAUUUUGGUUUAUUUUCCACCACGUGCCCACAGGGCCUUCAGAAGGAAUGUAUUCCCCCGGUUAUUCUGAACAUGUGCCAUUGGGAAAGUUCACCAAUAACAGGGCUCAUUCCAACUAUAGGGCUGGUAUGAUGAUUGAUAAUGGAGUGAAGACAACUGAAGCUAAUGCAAAGGACAAGCGGCCAUUCCUUUCACUGGUUGGUGCCAGGUACAGUCCCCAUAAAGGAGCUGAUCCACACAAACCAAGGGAACCUGCUAUAAUCAAAAAUUAUAUUGCAUAUAAAAACCAGGACCACGGUGCUUGGCUUCGUGGUGGAGAUGUAUGGUUGGAGAACUGCCAAUUUGCUGAUAAUGGCAUUGGACUGACUCUUGCAAGUGGUGGAACUUUUCCAGAUGAUGACGGGGCCAAACAGGAGGUAAAAAAUUCAUUGUUUGUUGGGGAGAGUGAAAACCGUGGAACUCAGAUGGCAGAGAAUCUUGUCUGGGGGCCGAGUGGCCUAGAUCACAGUGGACGAGUUCUUCCAAAAGGAGUGACAUUCCCCAUCCGAGGAAUGCAGAUCUAUGAUGGCCCGAUCAACGUAGAGAAUUGCACUUUCCGUAAAUUUGCGGCGUUGGAUGGUCGCCACACAAGUGCCAUUGGGUUCCGAUUCAAUAACUCUUGGCAAACCUGUCCAAACAACAAUGUGACAAGUAUCACUUUCCAGGAUGUACCAAUCACAUCACGGGUCUUCUUUGGAGAGCCAGGUCCCUGGUUCCAUCACUUGGAUCUGGAUGGUGACAAGACAACUAUCCUGCAUGAUGUGGACGGAUCAGUGUCGCAGUUUCCAGGAGCUUAUAUUGUUAAACAUGAUAACUGGCUGCUCAGGCAUUCGGAUUGUAUCGAUGUACCAGACUGGAGAUCUGCAAUUUGCAGUGGUCAUUAUGCACAGGUGUACAUUCAGGCCAGGCGGCCAGCGAACCUGAAGAUGAAGAUGAUUAAGGAUGAGUACUCCAAUAAGCCACUGUAUUUAAAGGGUGCCCUGGGCAAACAUUCCCAUUACCAGCAAUACCAGCCUGUCGUUAUGCUGCAGAAAGGGUACACUGUGCAUUGGGAUGGUCCAGCACCUCAGGAGGUUACCCUGUGGCUCAUCAACUUCAACCAGAAUGAUUGGAUCCGCGUGGGACUUUGCUACCCUCAAGGCAGCACAUUUAACAUCAUAUCAGAUAUUCAUAAUCGCCUGUCGAAAAGAACAUUCAAGACUGGGUAUUUUCUGCGGACACAGCAGAUGGAUAACCUGGAUCGUGGGCAUCCAAGCAGGGGCUACUAUUUCUUCGAUGAGGAUACUGGACUACUGUUCCUGAAAGUGAAAGCCCACAAAAAGCGGGAGGCAUUUGCUUUCUGUUCCUCAGCAGGCUGUGAGAGAAUAAAGAUCAAAGCUUCCAUUCCAAAGACCAGCAGGAUCAGUGACUGUGCAAUGAAAGCUUACCCCAAAUACAGUGAGAUGCCAACUGUCGAUGUGCCAAUGCCACAGCGAAUACCUACAGAACAGCUGACCACCAAUGAUCACUUCCUGGAGGUCAAACUUGAAUCCUAUCAAACCAGGUUCUUCCAUAUCAGACAGGACCUGGCCUACGUGGAUAUUAAUGGAAGGAAGUUUUACCACGCUGACGACGGCAUGCAGAUCGUUGUGAUAGACGGACAGUCUGGAAAGGUGGUCGAUAACAGAAGUUUCCGAAAUGCAAUCUUACGAGGAAUUCCAGUCCAUGUCGAGAAUUACGUGGCGAGCAUGAAGAACAACUCCAUCACUCUGAUAACAUCUAAAGGACAAAUAAUUUCAGAAAGACCUUGGAACAGAGUUCUGACCCAGCUUGGAGCCACCAAUGUUAAACUAAAGGAUAAACUGGCGUUUGUGGGAUUUAAGGGAAAUUUCCAACCUGAGUGGGUAAAACUUGUGGUUGGUGAAGAGGUGGCGAAGCUUCACGAGGUUCUCCCAAUUCCUGUCGUAAACAAGUUGAAACUAUGAGCAAAUCCCUUCAGUAGCAUUGGCCAGCUCAAUAGGGUUGACCUUGGAAUUACUACUGAUCUUUGGAAAGGGGUCAAAACUGCAAAGAUAUGGCAGCAGAACAGCCCAUUUAUCAUUGUGCUAGUCUGUCCAAUCACUAGAUUUCUUUCAUUGGCUGAUCCUAUAUGUAGACUGUUCUUGUCAAGUAUUCCUUAUUCUAUCUCAACAAUGUUCAUUGCUCCCGAAAUAGCUGGUCCUUUUUCGGAUGUCCUAUCCUUUCUGUGAUUUGUCUGUUGAGGUGUUUUUGAUCUAUCAGCCUCAAAGAUUUACUUCCAAUUGUAGGUAUGGUUUUAUUUAUUUAUUAAGACACUAUAGAACAUGACACCAAGCCACUUGUGUGACUGUACUGUAAAAUGUUCAUAUAUUUUCCAUAUAACUAUUACUUUAUCUGGUAAAACUGCACUCCUGAAAGUAAAUUUGGCAUCUUCAGCAUUGACUGAGAUUGUAAUUUAUUAAAGUUGAAGUUCUCAUUUGAGACUUAUUUCUGAAGGGGAAAAUCUUUGGAUUAAAGAAGUGUAAUUUAUAACUGACAUUUGUAUAAAUUACAAAGAUUGUAUAAGUGAUGUUUCAUAUUAAAUGUAAAGUUGAAUGAAUUUGCAAA
Chiloscyllium plagiosum (whitespotted bambooshark) is the source of this 5646-nucleotide messenger RNA. Lineage: Eukaryota; Metazoa; Chordata; Chondrichthyes; Orectolobiformes; Hemiscylliidae. The record is from RefSeq and is a predicted model, not a curated record.